AUGUUGCAAGCAAAGCUCAAGAAAGUGGAGGAGAAGCGAUCCAAGUCAGAUCCACUCCCACCAGGAUGCGCCCCUUAUACUUCCUCAAACCACUUCAAGAUCCAGCCAUCCGGCUCGAAGCCCAAGGCUAAAAGAUGGGAUCAUCGAUUCAGCCUCGAAAGUCUCAAUCAAAUCCCCUCGCCACUGAGAAUGGCGGCGAGGGCCCCUGGCGCGCCAAGAUUGAUCACGCUGGGGACGGCGCGGCCUGCACCGCAGUACUUUCCCUGGGAGACGCUCGACACGACCGCAGAGUGGAAUUAUUCUGGCUCAAAGAACAGUGUUGCAAAUACUACUGCGCUCAUGUCGUGCACACGAGAGGAGGAGGGGUACCCUCUGAAUGUCGCCAUGAAUUACGGCUACUCCGCUGGCUCUCCCCAAGUCCUGCGUUUCGUCACCGAACACAUGGAAUUGAUCCACGACCCGCCUUACGACGACUGGGAGUGCUGCAUGACGUGCGGAACGACUUCUGCUUUUGAAAUCGCGUUCCGACUAUUCUGCAAUCGCGGGGACUAUGUGUUCUUCGAGAACCAUACCUACUCAGGAACCUUGGCCACUGCAAAGGCCCAAGGCUUGAACGUCAUUGCCGUCGACGUGGAUGAAUUUGGCCUCGUCGCCGAAGACCUCGACUCCAAGUUGCGCAACUGGGAUGCCUCCAAGGGACCAAAGCCCUCCCUUCUGUACACAAUCCCCACGGGGCAAAACCCAACUGGCGCGACCCAAAGCCUGGCGCGGCGAAAGGCCAUCUAUCAGGUCGCCGAGGAGCACGAUCUUUACAUCAUCGAAGACGAUCCUUAUUAUUUUAUCCAAUUGGGAGAAGACAACUAUGACACAUCCGCUCCAAAAGUCCCCCAAGCAACCCCCGACGCGCUCUUGGCGCGAUUACCCGUCUCCUACCUCUCUCUGGACGUAUCUGGACGGGUCUUGCGCAUGGAUACCACUUCAAAGAUUUUGGCUCCAGGGCUCCGUUGCGGCUGGGUCACAGGAAGUUCCCAAGUCAUUGCCAAAUUCAUUUCCCAGACGGAAGUUGGCGUGCUGUCGCCCAGCGGGCCGUCGCAACUGAUGGUGUAUAAGCUCUUGGACGAGACUUGGGGCCACGAGGGCUUCAUUUCAUGGUUGAGCUAUCUAUCCUCCGAGUAUCGCGACCGCCGAAACAUUUUGCUCGAGGCCUGCAAUCGCUGCCUUCCGUCAGAGAUAUGCCAGUGGGCUAUUCCCACGACAGGCAUGUUCUUCUGGGUCAAAGUGGCGGUACCGAAACACCCAGCCGCUGGGCAGGAUCGCUCUCCUGAACAACUUCGGCUCUUCCAUUCCGAGGUAGAAGACAGAAUCUUCACUUCCGCCAAUGAGAACGGAGUGCUGGUCAGCAAAGGCAGUUGGUUUGCCGCCAGCAAGGAACAGGAGCCUCAAGUCUGUUUCCGAAUGACCUUCGCGGCCGCCCCUGAGAACGAUCUUACCGAAGCAAUCGAACGAUUUGCGCAGGCUGUGCGAAAAGAGUACCAGCUUGUCUAA
Messenger RNA from Ilyonectria robusta, 1545 nucleotides. Its product is annotated as pyridoxal phosphate-dependent transferase. Gene Ontology annotation, biological process: L-tyrosine biosynthetic process; aromatic amino acid catabolic process. The coding region runs from base 1 to 1545 and encodes 514 amino acids. NCBI's taxonomy places the organism in Eukaryota, Fungi, Ascomycota, Sordariomycetes, Hypocreales, Nectriaceae. Gene Ontology annotation, molecular function: aromatic-amino-acid:2-oxoglutarate transaminase activity; L-2-aminoadipate:2-oxoglutarate transaminase activity; pyridoxal phosphate binding. The record is from RefSeq and is a predicted model, not a curated record. The transcript has a single exon.